Molecule: messenger RNA, 2000 nt
Organism: Felis catus (domestic cat)
Lineage: Eukaryota; Metazoa; Chordata; Mammalia; Carnivora; Felidae
Gene: FBXW2
Product: F-box and WD repeat domain containing 2
Exons: 8
Coding region: 249-1613 (454 amino acids)
Molecular function (GO): protein binding
Source: RefSeq, a predicted model, not a curated record
GAAGUGCACCCGCGUCCGCUGGGCGCCGCGGGCGGAGGGACGCGCGGAGAUGACGCAGGCAGCACCGGAAGCCGCUCCCCUGUGAGGUUGCAGACCCCGAGCGGCGGCCGCUGGUCCAGGCGCCAUGGCUGCGGAGCGGACCCGGCCGCUGCGAGGCUCUGGCGGCCCGAGCGCGCCUAGUCGGUGUGAGCCCGGCGCGAGGUCCCGGGCCCCGGGGCGCUCGCUCAGGUAAAUUUUUCCAUAACCUUAUGGAGAGAAAGGACUUUGAGACAUGGCUUGAUAACAUUUCUGUUACAUUUCUUUCUCUGACGGACUUGCAGAAAAAUGAAACUCUGGAUCACCUGAUUAGUCUGAGUGGGGCAGUCCAGCUCAGGCAUCUCUCCAAUAACCUGGAGACUCUCCUCAAGCGGGACUUCCUCAAACUCCUUCCCCUGGAGCUCAGUUUUUAUUUGUUAAAAUGGCUCGAUCCUCAGACUUUACUCACAUGCUGCCUCGUCUCUAAACAGUGGAAUAAGGUGAUAAGUGCCUGUACAGAGGUGUGGCAGACUGCGUGUAAAAAUUUGGGCUGGCAGAUAGAUGAUUCUGUUCAGGACGCUUUGCACUGGAAGAAGGUUUAUUUGAAGGCUAUUUUGAGAAUGAAGCAACUGGAGGACCAUGAAGCCUUUGAGACCUCAUCGUUAAUUGGACACAGUGCCAGGGUGUAUGCACUUUACUACAAGGAUGGACUUCUCUGUACAGGGUCAGAUGACUUGUCUGCAAAACUGUGGGAUGUGAGCACAGGACAGUGCGUUUAUGGCAUCCAGACCCACACUUGUGCAGCAGUGAAAUUUGAUGAGCAGAAGCUUGUGACAGGCUCCUUUGACAACACUGUGGCCUGCUGGGAAUGGAGUUCUGGAGCCAGGACCCAGCACUUCCGGGGGCACACAGGGGCGGUGUUUAGCGUUGACUACAAUGAUGAACUGGAUAUCUUGGUGAGUGGCUCUGCAGACUUCACUGUGAAAGUAUGGGCUUUAUCUGCUGGGACGUGCCUGAACACGCUCACCGGGCACACGGAAUGGGUCACCAAGGUGGUUUUGCAGAAGUGUAAAGUCAAGUCUCUUUUGCACAGCCCUGGAGACUACAUACUCUUAAGUGCGGACAAAUACGAGAUCAAGAUUUGGCCGAUUGGGAGAGAAAUUAACUGCAAGUGCUUGAAGACAUUGUCUGUCUCUGAGGAUAGGAGUAUCUGCCUGCAGCCAAGACUUCAUUUUGAUGGCAAAUACAUUGUCUGUAGUUCAGCGCUGGGUCUCUACCAGUGGGACUUUGCCAGUUAUGAUAUUCUCAGGGUCAUCAAGACUCCUGAGAUAGCAAACUUGGCCUUGCUUGGCUUUGGAGAUAUCUUUGCCCUGCUGUUUGACAACCGCUACCUGUAUAUCAUGGACUUGCGGACAGAGAGCCUGAUUAGCCGCUGGCCUCUGCCAGAGUACAGGAAAUCAAAGAGAGGCUCAAGCUUCCUGGCGGGCGAAGCAUCCUGGCUCAAUGGACUGGAUGGGCACAAUGACACGGGCUUGGUCUUUGCCACCAGCAUGCCUGACCACAGUAUUCACCUGGUGUUGUGGAAGGAGCACGGCUGACGCCACGAGCUUACCACCGCUGACUUGACUUUGGGUGCCGGGGCUGCGGGUUUUCAGUGCAACCUCUGUGGCAGCCGACUGCAUGAACCAAAGUUCUCACCUAAUGGUAUCAUCGCGCAGUGCACAAUCAUUUAUCCAUGUUUGCCAGGGGGCCAGGGCUCGGGGCGGGGGAGGGCUUGUUUUAUUGACAUACAGCACAGCAUGCUAGUGGGGGUACGCCAUUGACUUCAUUUGUACUUAGUUAUGUUGGUCAAUAGAAGAGGAUGCAUUUUGGGUUCAUCUUUCUUGAAUAUUGGUUUUAAGUAAAGAAAGUUAAAUGGCUCAUUAAUCUGCUAAUUGGUUGCCUAUAAAAACACAUUCAGUCUAUUAUUAAAGCUUUUUACCAUC